Molecule: messenger RNA, 1637 nt
Organism: Trematosphaeria pertusa
Lineage: Eukaryota; Fungi; Ascomycota; Dothideomycetes; Pleosporales; Trematosphaeriaceae
Exons: 2
Coding region: 416-1480 (354 amino acids)
Source: RefSeq, a predicted model, not a curated record
CUGUUGAGCCUGCUCAGCCCCUACAUCCAAAAGUGCCCAGUCCACGAGUCACGCUAAAGCCUUUCUACUGCUGAGGUGCCCAUCUUAGAAGACAAAUCCCAUAUCGUUUCUGAUAGUAAGGGCAAGCAAGACGCGUCGCUCGCAGUGGAUGAAGCAACCUGGACGCUACCGUCAUCGAAGACCAGUACUCCUAUAUUGCGAGGUUACACCUGACAGCUAAGGCAGGCAAGAGGAGGUGCAAGGAAGUAACUAGCACAGCAAAUCAAGGGCGAUUUCUUUGAAAGCCGGCUUCGAUAUCAUUUCUCCAUACAAAGGAGAAGCAAGAGGGGGCUCCGGAAGCAGUCGGCGCAGCAACCAGGGCCCACACACCCUUCCUGGAUGACCUGAAUUUCACCGCGAAACUUGAUCUGUCUCCAUGACCCAUUAUCGCGACGAAAGCAGUUCUCUGAAGAUGCAGAAUCAGCUUUCCGGAGGGGCACCCGUUCACUCGGAGCCUGGAGCGUGCACCGUAGUAGACCCGCCAAGCCCUCUGUCUCUCUCCCCACCUCGCCGACUUUCUCUCUCCCAACCUCAGCACCCCACCACGGCGGUUGAAAAUCUACUGAACCUCAUCCGCCAGCUGCGUGACGGCACCUACGACAGCCCUGCCGAAGAUAUCAUUAUCCCGCUUACAUCUGACGAAUACGACGCGUUCGAGACUGCUAUCAAAGCUGAUACAGGCUUGCACGGUUGGGUCUACGACAAGCUCCGCUGUUCCUGGCUCGCGACUACAUGCCAGCUCAUUAUCAAGAUGGCCACUAUUCCGCACGAAACAUGGAUCAAUAUAAGCAUGGACGCGCUCAAAGACGCAACAACGCAAACCAUCCAGGAGCUCCCAGAAACCUCCGUCGCGCACGACCUCUUCCGCACGUUGAACUUUAAUGGCGGGGGCGGUGUUACUCGGCCGGGUCCGCGUACAAAAGGAAAGCUGUGCCCCGAUCGCUCAAUCUACUCUAACAUAAACGCCUCUUGGUGCCCUUGCGUAGUCAGCGAGACCGCAUAUUCCCAGCAACUUGACAGCAUUGAAGACAAGGUGAAGCAUUGGGUCACGAUGUACGAAGGCAAUAUCAACACCAUCAUUGUCUGGAAACUCCAUUAUGGCCCGCCCCAGUCCAAGAAGGCCAUGUACCAGAUAUACAGGGUCCGCAAGUACGAGGAGCAGGGCAGGGUGCGUGUCGACGUUCAACCUACUCCCCUAACCUCCUUCCGCAGCAGUGAUGGGCAAGUCGAGCCCGGGGCGUUCCGGCUCAAGCUCUCUGAUCUGUGUCCCGCCGGCGCGCUAGAGCUCGACUCCGCGGAUAAUGUGGAAAUAUCGAUUCCGCACUCUACCUUGGCAGGACUUCUCACGGAAGUUGAAGCUAUUCGGGAGAAAGACGAGCAGCUAAAGGAGCCCUCGAACCGCCGCAUUAAGUACAGCUUUCUGCCGCCUUCUACUACGUAAGCAGGCAGGGCAUUGAGGCUCCUGCACGAUAAUGGCCUUCUGAUAGAUGGAAGGAGGCUCUUGGUAUCGAAUGCAGGCGCGAAUGGGAGCAAGGAAUCGUAAGGGAGCGACACGGAUCGCGUGGGGCGGUGCAAUUCUUACUGCAGUCCCAGAUGAG